Messenger RNA from Plasmodium yoelii, 2250 nucleotides. RefSeq names its product WD repeat-containing protein, putative. Bases 1 to 2250 code for a protein of 749 amino acids. The transcript has a single exon. Gene Ontology annotation, molecular function: protein binding. The record is from RefSeq and is a predicted model, not a curated record. Lineage: Eukaryota; Apicomplexa; Aconoidasida; Haemosporida; Plasmodiidae.
AUGAAAAAACAACUCGAAGAAUAUAAUAAAAAAUAUUUCCGGAACAUUCAAUUCAUCUAUGAUUUUCUGGAUAAAAUUGGAAUGAAAAAUAGUUUAAGAGAAUUAAGAAAUGAAAGUAAAAUCAAUUAUGUAAAAGAAUAUGAUGACUAUUUUUUAGAAAAUGAGUUAAAUUAUUUUACAGAUAACAAAAGUAGUAGUGAAGAUGAUGAAGAAAGUGAUGAUUCAAUUGACUAUCAGGAUAUAAACCCUGAAUUAUUUUUUCAUACUAUUAACCAAAUGAAUAAUUCUAUUUUAUGUAAAGCUAUUGAUAGCUUCGAAAUAGGAUUGAAAAACAGAUCGAAGGAAAUAAAAAACGAAGCGGAAAACAACAACAUUGAUAAUGAUAAAAAAAAUGAAUAUCAAAAUUGUCAAACAAUAAAAAAUAAUAUCAGAAAUAGUACUACUAUUGCUGACUCAGAUAUUAUUUUCAAUCAUGUUAAAGAACAAAAUGAUUCCAUGAAUAAAAUUAAUUUUCAAAAGAUAAAGGAAAAUGUAAAAUUGUCCGAAAAAUUAGACGAUAUAAAAAAAAGUGAUAUUACAAAUUCUAAAAAUGAAGAAAAUUUCCUUAAAAAUAUAAUUGAAAAUGUGAAAGAUUCACCUUUUCCAAAUUUAAAUGCUUUGAAUCUUCCGAUUUAUGAAAACUAUAAAAAUUCAAUAACUACAACUGAAAAAAUAUUAGAUUGUAAAUCCAUCAACAAGGACCAAAAUAGUACUAUUAAUAAUUUAUCAUCUAAUUCUAACAUUCAAAAUUAUAAAAGUUUGGCUAACGAAAAAAGAGAAGAGCAUUAUACUAGUAUUCAAAAAGAAGAACGUGAUAUUAUCACUUGUAAGACUGAACAAAAAGAAAAAAAUAAUAAUGAAAUUAAUGGUAAUCGAAAUGAUAGUACAUAUAAUUGGGAUAACUAUUUUUCCAAUGAAAAAUCGAUAUCUAAGGAAGUCAAAAUUAAGUAUAUAAGUUCGAAUCCUACAACUACACCUGCUAACAUUACCCCUGAAACACAAAAAAAUGAAAAAAAAAAUGAUGAACACACAGGAAAAUCAAACAUUUUAUUUGUGAAAUAUAUUGAUAUAUAUAAUAUUGAUAAAUAUAAAAAUAGUAAAUUUGAAAAUGUGAUAUUUUUUAAUGUAUUUUUCCCAAUUAUUAUUUUAGUUGGAUAUGCAGAUGGGAGUAUAAAACUUCUUUUUAUAAUUUAUGAAAAAAAUCAAAAUAAAUUUGAAGAAUGCAUGCAUAUAUGUAAAGGAUUAGAUGAAAUAUCUUUAGGAUCUCCAAUAAUGUAUAUAGAUAUUAAUUAUAAGGAUAAUAUAUUUAUUACUUCAACUAUGAGUGGCCAAAUAUAUAUAUGUCAUAUUGAUAUUCAAAAAAUAAAUAAGUUAACUGAUAUUAUAGAAGGGAAUAAUUCAAUAGAUAAUAUUAAAAAUAAUAUUAAAGGCGAUACAAAAUAUAUUAAUAUAAUAAAAAAAUUAGCAUAUCAUAAUGGAUAUUCAUCCAAAUGUUUGUUUAAUUAUAAUUCCUUUUUUUUUUGUUCUAUAGCUAAUGAUAAAAAUCUAAUAAUUUAUGAAAAAAUUAAAGACGAAAAUUCAGAUCUUUCUCCUAUAUAUGAUAAGAAAAAAAUUAUAGGGUUACCUGAAACGCCUACAAGUGUAUUGUGGAUAUAUACAAAUAAUAUUGACGAUAAUGAUAAUAAAAAUAAAGAACUUAUUGCUGUCAGCAUGUUAAAUAGUAAUCAUAUAUUAUUGAUAAAUAGUGAAACAUACUGCAUAGAAGAUAAAAUAUAUUUAUUUGAUGCAACCGAAAAAUAUAAUAUUUUAAAUCUAGAAUAUAAUCGAAAGAAAAAUAUAAUAAUCAUAUGUGCAGAUACAUCUACAAUAUUUGUUUAUUCAAUUUUAAAAAAAGAAAUUAUAAAAAAAAUUUAUGGGUGUGUAUUAAAUUCACUUUCCUUUCCAACUAUGGAAAUGGAUAUCAACGGAAAUAAUAUUUACAUAACAUCUGAUGAUUAUACAAAUGGUACACAUAUAUUAAUAUUUGAUAUAAAAAGUGGGAAUAUGAUUGAUUCUAUUAAUAAUGGAUAUAAAAUUAGAUGUUUUCGAUUAUUAAAAAGUUAUAUUUGUCCAUUCUUAGAUGAUCAAAGUUCAAAGAAUGUUGAAGAGAACAAAAAAGCUUUGCUUAUUUUAGGAUCAUUUGACAAAAAAAUUCACUUUUUUUCAAACUAA